Messenger RNA from Vitrella brassicaformis, 3562 nucleotides. NCBI's taxonomy places the organism in Eukaryota, Vitrellaceae. The record is from the annotation of a GenBank genome assembly.
GACUUAACACCAAAGCACGCAGUGAGCGUUCGAAUUGAUGGCAAGCAAGCCUUCCAUUCCACGGAAAGCCGAGCUCGCAGUGCUCAGCCGACACGAAACACGCACACGUGGACGCACAGCGCACAUGCAUGGAUGGAUGGACGGAUGGAUGUGACUUGAGAGGGAAGGAGAGAGGAAGGGCCUCUGCCGUGCAGGCAGAGGAAUGGAUGAGACAGGUGUCUGGCUCGCUGGAUGGCUGGAUGGCUGGCUGUACGCGCCGAAUGAAGAAAAAAACCCACAAGGCACACAUCCAGACACCGCACGCACACACGGAUGGAUGGAUGGACGGUUUAUUAGCAGCGACGUGUGUACACAAGCAGCACGAAAAAACCCUAUCGUUGCGCGUGAGUGUGUGAGCGGUCACUAAACGACACGGACGAAAACACGUAUGCACUUGACAGCAAAAAGUGACGCCAAAACAUGCAGACAGACAGGCCAAUCUCAUCUCAUCUCAUCUCAGCAAAAUGCCGGCAAAGUGCGUGCCGACCUUCUCCACCGGCUCUGCAAGGGCGUUCUUGAGGUAGCAGCAUGUGCCGGUGCCGGUUCCUUCGCAAUUUCUGAUGUACUGGUAGGCCAGGCAGUCGUCCGUCUCGACGCACUUGUUGGCACACUGGCCCUCCUGCAGGUUGCGAAAGGGGUCGCCCUCGUUGAUGUUGUUGCCCUCGCCGUAAUCCAUGUUGGGCUUGACCGCAAAGCAGUGAUCCACAUCGCCGAGGACCACCUUCCGACCAGAGAAGACCUGACAUGACCACACACAGAGAGAGGCGGAAACCCCCAUCUGUGUUGGACUGCUUGUGUGUGGCUGGUAUGCUCUCCCUCACCAUUUCUGCGCCCCUUUCGACCGCCUUGAGUGACUUGAGGUAGCAGCAGUUGGCCUGGUUGCCGGUGCACUGAGGCAGGAAGGUGUACCCCCCACACAUGGUGUCAGCGAGACACGCCUCGGCGCACUCGCCCUCGCUGUAGUCGGGAAAGGGCUCCUUAACGAGGUCUUCGCCGAACGGCAGGUCGUUCAACGGCAGAAACUGGAAGCACUCCACAUUCUCUGGUCAAUCAAUCAGAUGGAGACAUCGCCGUGUGUGGGGGUCGAUCGUGUCUAUGUGGCUGUGGCGUACGUGAGCAUCCGAUGUCGAGCUCGAGGAGGCCGGAUGAGCCGCCCAACCCACCCGCGACAAUGUAAUAGGUACCCGCACCGAGGGUCCUCUUGAUAGCUGGCCGACACACACACACACACGCUCGCACCCCAAUGCACAGCGAUGCGAUGCCUGCCGUCUCUUUGGCUUUCUGCGUGUCGCUCACAGGCGCACUCGUAGUUCCCACAUGCGGCGGGCGAGAUCGCGGCACCUUGGCUCUCGUCACUUGUGGCAAUGCACGACGACGCCCCGUCCCCCGAACAAUCGCUCACCAGGGCGACCAUGGCGUUUGGGACGGAGGUCUGUUCUCGCGGCACCGUCAGUGCGGCGGCGACUGUCUGUUUGGAGGGGAUGGUGGAUGGGGGUAUUCUGAACUUGAAUAUGCGGGUGUGGGUGCUGGCGUUGAAGGACCCGCAGUUGCUUAGGAAACCUGUGCCGGCAUCUGCAGCCGAAGACACACGGAUGGCACAUGCUAUGCAUUCAGAAUGAGGGCGCGGCGAUCUCGCUUUGCCUGUUUCUGAGGGUAUGUGGGUCAGGAUGGUAUCGCCACAGCCGUACUCCUUCUCCUCGACCACCCCAUCCGCAACCAGCGAUGCAUCACACUCUGCAUUGCAACCAACCACACACAAAGCCAAUGAAUGCGCGCCAUGCCAAAGGUCUCCCACAGCCCGUCGGCGCUCACCAGCGAAAGUGCUGUUGGGUGCCUGCGGUAGCAUUUCGCCGUUCAUGAGGGCAAAUGUCGCCGUAAAGGCUCCUUCCAGGUGCUCGACACCAUCGUAGGUGAGGGGGAUGGCCGUCACGGACACCUGACGCUCCUGCUCUUCCAUCAGGCUGGCGACAUCCUCGUCAAAGCACGACAGCACCUUCUUGCCACUGCCACCGCCACACAGAAAAAAGGGCUCCAUAGCUGAACGAAAACACACCACAGCAAAAGGCAGACAGGUGUGUGUGUGGAUUUGCGUGUCUGUGUGUGUGAUCCCCGGUCCGCUCACUGUCUAGUCUGGUGGUCCAUCUGGUAUGAUCGCCAAGGGUCAUCCGGAGGUCCUGUGUGGCGAACCGGACGGCCUUCGUGGAUGCCGUCGUCUCGGCCCGCACGUUGAACAGCGGAAACCGUGGCAGGUUGAGAUUCACGACAUCGUUCUGCAUGUACGUGUGGCGCAGCAGAGACUCCGACUCAGAGGGAAGGUGCGUGUCGCUGGUCACGGUGAUUGACAGCACUUUCGGCUCCGCGUCUAACACACACACAAACAUACAGAUAUUCUCUCCUUUCCUCUCGGCGUAAGUGUAAUCAAUCGCCUGGCUUACGUGGGUCGAGGUUCUUGAUUCGGACGGGAAUACAAGGAGGGGGCCGUCGCACUCCGUUCUCGAAACACAGGUUGUUCGCCUUGAGGAUCGCAUCAUCACAGCACUCUUCGGACCCUCCCGCCAGCAUGUCGCAUCCGGUCUUUCCGCAUGACCCACACGUCGUUGGGCAACACACCGUCCGCUCAGCGUUGAGAAGCCCGGGGGCCGCCUCGCACGACGAGUAGGUGGGCGAAUAGUCUGCAGACACAAUAAUGAAAAUUGUUGGGGAGCUGUGGCUGCAGAAGGGUGAGGUACAGAAACACCCAUACUGUCUGCUAUGCAGGGUGCUUCGCCCUCAUGGCAGGAGCGGCCCGCUUCGGCUAUCUUCUCGGGACAGCAGCCAUCCUCUUCUUCCGCCCGGGUGCCGCAGCUGGACGCGUCGCACUUGCUGCACCCCGGGGCACAACAUGCGAACCUGCGGCCCACCACAAGAUGUCACAUUGUCACGUGCGCACCGAUGGAUGUGGUGCUCUUCCACUGACCAGGUGGGGUCCAAUGUGCCCCCCAGCUCAUUGCAAACAGUCGUUGAGAAGAGCAGGUGAUUCUCACCGUUCCCAUCAGCCGCUAUUGGAUAGCGCUGCACCUGCUGCACCUCUGCCCGCAGAGCCGCCCUUGCAGCCUUCCCUUCAUCACACAGCGGCAGUGUGCCCUUCUGACGCCACUGCUCAGCGACGGCUGGAGAGGCGCUCUGCAGCAGCUUUUCGGGCAGCUCCUCGGCUCCACCUUCUCGGCACAGUCGGCAGCAGGAAAGGCCGAGGGCGCCGCAGCCAUGCGGCCGUUGACUGCCUUCUGAGUCCCGGCAGUCGGGGUCGUACAACAAUUCGUGCUUCUCGCAGGUGGCUCGCCGGCAUACCUCGGCACCUGAUCAAACAAAGGGGUGAAGAAGAAAGAGGGGUCCGAUCAGCAGGCUCCAUUCAGCUGCGUUGUCUUCCUCACCUCUCGUCUGCCGACUAUCAGGGGCCGUUUGGCCGUGACCCACGACCAGAAGGCUCACGGCCAGCCUAGCGGCAAAGUGCCAGGUCAUCUCCAUCGCCACCAGCGGCAAAGUG